Clarias gariepinus (North African catfish) is the source of this 2176-nucleotide messenger RNA. Its product is annotated as leucine-rich repeat-containing protein 75A-like. Bases 662 to 1609 code for a protein of 315 amino acids. The transcript has 5 exons. Lineage: Eukaryota; Metazoa; Chordata; Actinopteri; Siluriformes; Clariidae. The record is from RefSeq and is a predicted model, not a curated record.
AGCGCGAGACACAGAACACCAGCUGCGCGCGCUCUCGGCGUUGAACCGUGUAUCAGAUGUAAACAGCACCGAAACGCUCGCGGAGCUGCUCGCUUUUCAGCGUGUGUGUGAACUCGGACGCCUGCGGGAAAAGGCGUGUUUUAUUUCUGUCGGAAAUGAAUUCUUCUCCUGUUGUUGUUGUUGUUGUUGUUGUUUGGAAGUAAAAGUUGCUGUUUGGCUGCGAGCUCCGCCGCCGGGGCGCGCGCGUGAAGAUCACGUUACACAUCAGGAUUUCUGCCUUGGCUUUAAUUCUCACACAACUCGUCCUUACCGAAAACUGACUCGUUUAAGGGAAGUAACAGAUAAACUGAACUGAAAUCUGUUUGGACUCAUCGCUCACAUCCAGGGUCCAGUGUUGUUGUUGUUGUUGUUGUUUUACUUGUUUGUUUUUUUUGGCUCUUCUUUAACAACUCAGCAUAUAAAAACCUUCCGGAAUAAAGACUUUCAUCGUCAUUAUCAAACCUCAGUAUUUGAAUGGAAUUGACAAUUAAAGGACACCUGUACAUCCCUGUACAUCUGCGAACAGCCACGACGCUUCGACUAAUCGGAAGAGAAUCGGUAGUUUAAUCAGCAAAAGGACUCGUGAUGUGUAUAACUACACCUGAGAAUUCAGCACUGCAGGAUGGGGGCUAGGCAGUCCAAAGGCCACGAGGCGGGCUCCGGAUCGCUCCAGGGGGUUUGGAGACGAGCUCAGGCCUCUGUCCUGCUCCGUGCAUCCUCCAGUGUGCGGCCAGAGAGUCCGGGGGUGUCUGCGCCAUACCGCCGCCGCGUUGGAAUGAUUCAGGACGUGCUGCUAAAGGCGAAGGAGGGGAGACAGGAGGAGGCUAGCGAACUGCUGAAAAGUCUGAGACAGGAUUUGGGUAUGGAGUCGACGUCACUGGAUGAUGUGUUGUACCGGUACGCCAGCUUCCGCAAUAUGGUGGACCCCAUCACUCACGACCUCAUCAUCAGCCUCGCCCGCUAUGUCCACUGUCCAAAAACGGAGGGUGAGUCUCUGAGCGCCAUGGAGAAGGUGUGUCGCCAGCUGACGUAUCACCUAAGUCCUCAUCCGCGCUGGAGGCGCCAGGGCCUUCUAAAAGGAAAACCCCAGGCUAGUCUGAAGGCGGUUCUCUCCGUGUCGCCGGAUGGCACCGUGGAUUUAGCCGGCCUCCCACUUUCACGCCGUGACGCGGAACGCCUAGUGCUGCAUCUUCAGCGCAACUCUGCCCGUAUUCGUAGCAUCGAGCUGGGUUUCACAGAGCUCACAGACGAUACGCUGAUGAUGCUGCUGCCCACGUUGUCCGCUCUGCCUGCUCUCGAGAGCCUCGCACUCAACGGCAACCGGCUGACCCGAGGCGUCCUGCGUCAGCUCACCGACGCUCUCAAGGAGCCGAGAAGCUUCCCUGCUCUGGUGUGGAUCGACCUCGGUAACAACGUGGACAUCUUCUCUUUGCCUCAGGCGUUUCUUCUUAGCCUGCGCAAGCGCUGUCCCAAGCAGGGUAACUUACCCACCAUACAGGAACAGCCAGAACAGGGGGGUGGGGCGUGCGCGGUUGCAGGUUUGGAAGAAGUUGGGGAAGAUCCAGACUGAUUAAUCAUGGUGGUUGGUGGAAAAUAAUGAACUAUUAAGUUGUUGAGGAUGUUACUACAAAUUUGUGUUUGAGGGCGGAGUCAUUUUAUAAAAUUUAUUUCAUUUCAGCAGGAAUGAAUUGAUGAAGAAUGUAUGCAUGACUUGUGUCCUUACUUGUGUCAGACAGGUCCAUUGUCAAUAGACUUCGUGGGCUGACACCAAUCCUAGUUUUCGUCCAAUGACAAAGGCUCUUGUCUCUUGCGAUUUUUGUAAGAUAUACUGUACUGUAUAUUGAGAUCAACAGGUUUAGGAGAUAUAAAUGUGUUCCUGUAUAAUGAGCGUCAGAACUCGAUGGAAAAAUUAGGUGCCUGAUGACUGAAGACUGUCCUGCAUCACCCCAUAAAUCCAGGCAUGCACUGUGCAAAUCUAGGCUGUUUUUUCCUAAUCUGAUUUGUCAUUCUUCUUAAUUGGGCCAGAUCUUUAGCUGCACUGGUGGAUACACAGUGUACUUGGGGUAGAAUUAAUGGAUGAAAAACAUAAUAACUGCUUAGAUGCAUCAUGAUAUUCCUUAUACUAUUGUACCAUAAU